UAAAGGCAGAUGGGAUAAUUACUCAAGCGGAACCUAUCGAUGCAGUGAUGCUGCUACGGCCGCGGUGUGUUUACAAAUAGUUCACUGAGAUCUCGCCGACCCAGUUUACGAGAACCUGCGAGAUUAGCGGACCAUUUCAGAUUCAAUAUGGCUGCCCAGACUACUACACAGAAAUUUAGUGAUAUAUACGAUCUAAAAGAAGAACUUGGGAAGGGUGCUUUUUCCAUUGUGCGAAGAUGUGUACAGAAAUCCACAAAUUUAGAGUUUGCUGCAAAAAUCAUUAACACAAAGAAAUUAUCGGCCAGAGAUCAUCAAAAGCUUGAAAGAGAAGCUAGAAUAUGUAGGCUAUUAAAACAUACAAAUAUAGUACGAUUACAUGAUAGUAUACAGGAUGAGGGGUUCCACUAUCUUGUGUUUGACUUGGUAACAGGAGGGGAGUUGUUUGAAGACAUUGUAGCCAGGGAAUUCUACAGUGAGGCAGAUGCAAGUCACUGCAUGCAGCAAAUUUUAGAGAGUGUUAACUAUUGUCAUCAACAUGGAAUAGUGCACAGAGAUUUAAAGCCUGAAAACCUGUUGUUAGCUAGCAAAGCCAAAGGAGCAGCUGUGAAGUUAGCAGACUUUGGUCUGGCCAUAGAAAUACAGGGCGAUCAGCAGGCAUGGUUUGGCUUCGCUGGAACUCCUGGCUAUUUGUCCCCAGAAGUCCUGAGAAAAGACCCUUAUGGGAAGCCUGUAGAUAUAUGGGCAUGUGGUGUGAUUUUAUAUAUCCUGUUGGUGGGCUACCCCCCAUUCUGGGAUGAGGAUCAGCACAGACUUUAUGCUCAGAUCAAGGCUGGGGCUUAUGAUUACCCUUCCCCAGAAUGGGACACGGUCACACCAGAGGCCAAGAAUCUCAUCAACAGUAUGCUGACAGUCAACCCUGCAAAGCGUAUCAAUGCCACAGAGGCACUGAAGCACCCCUGGAUAUGCCAACGUGAGAGAGUGGCAUCUGUGGUUCACAGACAGGAGACUGUAGACUGCCUGAAGAAAUUCAACGCCAGGAGGAAACUCAAGGGUGCAAUUCUUACUACAAUGUUGGCUACGAGGAACUUCUCUAGUGGUGGUUGGGGUGGAGGAGGUCAAGCAUUGUCAGCGACGGCCAAGGUCAACGGUGCAGCAUCUAAUGGCAACAUGGCAGCAAAACUAGCAUCUUCUCUUGUAGUAGAUUCUGGAAAACAGGCCGUCCCAACUGGAGAUCCACACAUGGAGCAAGCAUCGGCAUUGAAAGAUGCUGCAGUUGAUACAAAAGAUAGAGCAAAGAGUCCAUUAGGUUUAACUGGUGAAUCUAAAGGUACAGCCGCAUUUCCAUUCACCACACCUGAAGUGAAUAAGCAGCCCUCAACAAUGGCAUCAGUUCUGUUUGGUCAGCCGAAGAAAGAGCCAUCAAACUUCCUGGCAGCUUUGGUGUCUGGCCAGGCCAAGCAGGAAGUCUCCAAAGCAGUUGCAGUGUUAGCAGGACCAGAAACAAGUCGAACAGCUCCUCUUCCUGCUUCUGUAUCCAGGCAACCUCAACCUGAGGCCUCGAAGAUAGCCAGUUGUAUGAUGGGCACAGCUGGUCCUCCUGCUUCUGUACCUGGGCAACCUCAACUGGAGGCCUUGAAGAUAGCCAGUUGUAUGAUGGGCGGUGGCCGUAGUCUGAUGGCGAAGAAGAACGAUGGAAUCAAAGAAUCCACGGACAGUUCGGCCACUAUUGAUGAAUCUGAUGACACCAAAGGAAAAAGCGAUAUGGACAGGGGCAUCACUUUGACAGGGGGCAUCACUUUGACAGAAUUGCAGAUUAAUGAGUCCUCUACUGAUCCUCAAAAAACGCCGUGUAGAAAACAGGAUGUGAUCAAACUAACCGAGCAGCUGAUAGCAGCAAUAACUAGCGGCGAUUACGACGCCUACACCAAAUUCGUGGAUCCACAUAUGACAUGUUUUGAACCCGAAGCCAUGGGAAACCUAAUAGUUGGUAUGGAUUUCCAUAAGUUUUAUUUUGAUGUACAUACAAAGAACAAUAAGCAGAUCAACACUAGUAUAUUAAACCCUCACGUUCACCUGUUGGGAGAUGAUGCUGCUUGCAUAGCUUAUGUAAGGCUGACACAGUACAUAGACAGAAAUGGUCUACCUGUGACCACACAAGCUGAGGAAACCCGGGUCUGGCAGCGUAAGGAUAAUAAGUGGCAGAAUGUUCACUUCCAUCGGUCAGGAAGUCCUUCCGCACCCAACAAAUAGGUAGCAGUGGUUACCCGCCUUACAGUGGUAGGGGGGACCGCAGUGUUGCCAGAAGCAGAGGGACGGAGCCUUAGGGCUUGUUUUUGCUCAUUCUGACACUUGAGAUUUAUAUUUCCAGCUGGUCAUAUUGUUCUCGGGGGGCCGCCUAGCCCUAUGGCCUACUGCUGCCAUGCAUUUAUGUGGCCUGCGGGUGGAGCGUUGGAGGGAGGACCUGUUGCUACACAUUAUUUCUCUCUCAUUGGAGUGUAUGUAUAGGCUGACACUUGUCUGUUCUGUACUAGGGAUAACAACACACAUACCUGUGUAGCCGACAAGCACUCGUCAUGGUCAGCACACAAUGGUUACUUUACUAAUAAUACAAUUUUUUGUCACCAGCAUCAGGUAGUAAUUAUUCUAUGUAAAUUGGGCUGAUAUCUUAAAAAAAAUCUUUUUUGAUAAUGUUGAAUGAGUACUUUAAGAUCUACUGUCUUUAUAUAAUUAAUGUAUAGGAGCAUAAAAAUAGAUUUUGUGCUUGUGAAAUUUUUAUCUCAAAUUUGGGAUUGGAAAUUAGAAAUAUUAUUAAAACAACAACGCAUGAUUAUCUAUUACAUGAAAUUGUCUUUGAAGGCAUUUUUUAAAGAAAAAAUACAUAAAUUUAGUGAAUAUGUAGAAGAGUAUUACGAAACGAAUGUGUGACUCGUCUAAGGGUGAUCGUAGAGCUUUAGUCUUUUUAUUACACUCUAUGGAUAAAUUGUUACAGAGUACAUAACCAGAAUUAUUAAUUUUUCUUAUUGACUUUUAUUAUAAUUAUUAUCAAAUGCAAAAUAUAACUCUUGUAUCAUUAGUAUGAUAUUGUUAUUACAUGUAAAUGGCUUUACUAAGUAAUCUCAUGUGUUUAUAGGAGAGAAUGUGAGUAUGUCUAAUGUGGGGGAAAUCAGCACUUCUAGAUCAUUUAAAUACUGGUUUUGAAUGUUGAAUGCAUUGCGAUAUAUAUAAGUCCCUUUUUUCAGUUAUUGAUGAUAUGUGCAAUAUUGAUUAUGAUGUUUUGCCAAUUUUAAUAAGAUUUCCCCUUCCCUGUCAUUCAAUCCCCCACCCACAGCUACUUAGCUGUGUAUUUUGGUGGUAACCAAUUAUAUCAAUCAGAGAAGAAACACCACAGUUUAUUUAUAUAGAUCAUACCAAUCCCUUUUUCUUCUGUCAUACAAGUUAUUAGGGUUUUGAUCUGUUGUAAACCUAAUGAUUAAACAGCAGGGCAGUGGCUUAUCACUUCUACAUGUCCUGUAGUUUACAUAUAUAUUUGUGCAUAUUCAUUUACAUUUUACCAUAUUUAUCUAUAAUGGGCAUAUGUAGAUGUAUACCAAACCUUUUUGCUGAAUAUGGAUGUAUUUCAUUCUUAAAAUUGUAUAUAUUUUGAAAUCAUUUAGUUUUGAACCAAACUGUUAUACACUAUUUUAUGAUAUAGAUACAUUUGUUAUUUCCAGUGUGUGUAAGCUUGUCUGUAUGAUCACUUUUUUCUCCUCAAAGAAGUGACAUUUUAGGUAACCCUGGGUUGAUGAUAUUCCCAUUGUUUGUUCAUUUAAGACUUUGAACCUGCAGAUAUGUCACUCCAGUUUGCUCAUUCCUUCGAUAUCUUGAUCAUACUUCAUCUUUGUAUACACCCUCCCCCGUCCUUACCUUUGAAAUAUGCAAUUUUAAGCACCUCCCAGGCAACUCCACAUUUCCCCACCCAUUCCUCGAGCACUUGCUUUUACCCCUCCCUCCCCCCAUAUUCCUAUUUUUGUAGAUUAUAGGUAGGUUCAUCAGUAUGCAGUAUUGAUCAUGUCAGAAACAAUCAGUCUCAAGCUUCAUAAGAUGGUCUAUUCGUGAUGUACAUAAGCCAGCCUCAUUUUUCUCACCUUUAAAAUAGCUCUUGGCUCAUAGUACAUAAAACAGUGGACACUUCAAUACUAAAACAGUGGACACUUCAAUACUAAAACAGUGGACACUUCAAUACUAAAACAGUGGACACUAACAGUGAUUUGUUGGCAGAGUUUAUGGUUUCAUCUGAGAGAAAAGUACUUAAACGUUUCCAAGAAUUGGAAGUUUGGACAUAAUCUUCAAACAGAGCCGAUGUUAAUUUCAGUGUGUGUGUGCCAGUGUCAGUGUAAGGAGGGUUGGUUUGUAGAUAUAUUUUUAUAUGUCAAGUAGGUCUAACUCUGCCCAUGGUUGUCAUAUGAUUACUUGAGCCAUGCUGUAAAGUGUCAAUCAAAAUGGCUAAACUCAAAUUAUGCAGUUCACUAUCCAUCAAUUUACAGCUCUCUUGGUACAAAGUGCCUGCGAGCUUGUCAUGGUGUGGCAGAUUUUUACUUGAAACAACUUCCUCUUAAAGAAAAUAAGGCCUAAUGUCAUAACAUUUCACAUGUUGUUGUUUUUAAUGACCUUGACUUAUGUUCAAGGUCACACGGGUCAGAUAUAUUAAUAUCAUCAGUCAGUUUCUUGUAAUUAACCAGGAGACCAACAGAAUUAACUUCAGCCUGGAGUUACAAUUUCAAAUAAAUGACCUUGACAAAUAUUUAUAAAUAAAGAGGCCUAGAGUAUUUAUAUUGGCCUGUAGCUUGCUGAGUACAUUCAACAUCACAUUGGUAAAAUGUGCAAAUUUGGCCUGUAAGUGUAAUAGGGGGUACAGAUCCCACAAGGUCACAGAGGUCAAAUGUGUUGAAAAUUGAUACUAGUGUUUCUGUUAUUAUUCGGCUCAAUGAAGAAAUAUGAAAUGGCCACCAUGGCCUGAAAUCAGGGGAAACAUUUUUAUGUUUGAAAUAGAGGCAGGUGAGCAUUUUAGGCCACAUGGGCCUCUUAUUUUUAAGUCACGAAGAUAGUUUAUGCAAACUAUUGUAGACAUUAGGUUAGGAUAUGUAGAUGGUUAGUACAUAAAGCUGGCAAGCACAUGCUGUUUGUGAACAUUUAACAAGUCUCUUACUCUCAACCUAUUUGUUCAUUAUUAUAACUUUUAGGAUAUUUUGCUUUUUAGUACUAAAAUGAUUUUACUGUUUUUUUCUCUAAAAAUAAACUUUUUUUCCCAAAAGAGAUAAUUGAGCGUUUUUUAAAUAUGCUUAUCUUCUACAACACACGCUGUGGAGUACAACUAUCUCUUGCACUGAAAUGAGAUUGGUUUGUAUUCACAAACAUUUGAUGCAUUUCUUCCCUAAGAGAGUUGGAUGUCUACAAAGUGCUGACAUGUUAUUGUGUCAUGAAGAUAUUUUGAUAUUAUUACCAUAAUACAUUAUUCUGUCAUUUUUUCCAUAUUUUGUUGUUGUUACACGAGGCAUUUUGCUGAUAUGAUUUGUUUUUUGUCACUUGUCAUUGUGUUGCCACUUGUGGCUCCUGAAUGGCUACAGAAUGAUGCGUGGUACACUCCCACCAUUCUCAGGUGAUGAUCUUUUACAAACAUGCCAUUUUCUGGGCUUGUGUGACAGCCACCAUGUGAGAACAAAGAGUAAUGGAAGAUAAUAGAGUAAACCAACUUUUGAAUGUUCCUGUUGACCGGGCCUUUACGUCGGUCAGCAGUGGUAGUGUUGGUGGUGACCAGGAUAUACUGUUGACCGGGCCUUUACGUCGGUCAGCAGUGGUUUUGUUGGUAGUGACCAGGAUAUACUGUUGACCGGCCCUUUGCGUCGGUCAGCAGUGGUAGGGUUGGUAGUGACCAGGAUAUACUGUUGACUGGGCCUUUACGUCGGUCAGCAGUGGUAUUGUUGGUAGUGACCAGGAUAUACUGUUGAUCGGGCCUUUACGUCGGUCAGCAGUGGUUUUGUUGGUAGUGACCAGGAUAUACUGUUGAAUGGGCCUUUACGUCGGUCAGCAGUGGUAGUGUUGGUGGUGACCAGGAUAUACUGUUGACCGGGCCUUUAGGUCGGUCAGCAGUGGUAUUGUUAGUAGUGACCAGGAUAUCCUGUUGACCGGGCCUUUAGGUCGGUCAGCAGUAGUAUUGUUAGUAGUGACCAGGAUAUACUGUUGACGGGGCCUUUACGUCGGUCAGCAGUGGUAGUGCUGGUAGUGACCAGGAUAUACUGUUGACCGGCCCUUUGCGUCGGUCAGCAGUGGUAGGGUUGGUAGUGACCAGGAUAUACUGUUGACUGGGCCUUUACGUCGGUCAGCAGUGGUAGUGCUGGUAGUGACCAGGAUAUACUGUUGACCGGGCCUUUAGGUCGGUCAGCAGUGGUAUUGUUAGUAGUGACCAGGAUAUCCUGUUGACCGGGCCUUUACGAGGUCAGCAGUGGUAGUGUUGGUAGUGACCAGGAUAUACUGUUGACCGGGCCUUUACGUUGGUCAGCAGUGGUAUUAUUGGUAGUGACUAGGAUAUACUGUAUUACAAGCUAGGUGACAGGUAAAUGAACUUUAUGUUUAACCAUGUCCUCAAUCAUCGGGUCAUACUUCCCCACUGAUCUCAACUGUCUGUUUACUUGAGCUACUAAUCUUAUGCAGUUCUCCUAUUUAGUCCUGUACUCAGUUUUCAUAGAAGUUUUCCAAAAUGGAGGGUAGUUGCAUUUUUUUCUUCUCUUCAAACAAUUUUUUUUUCCAUUUCACAGCUUAGUUAUCAAAAGUAGAAGUUAUGAAAAAAAUAAAAAUAGAUAAUGUAUGUAAAAUAGCUAACAUUUUGAAUGAUAGUCUACAAUGUACACCCAAAGGCAAGGAUCAUUUAGCAAUAUUUUAUUAAAAAAAAAUCUUCUUUAAAAUCUAAAUGACCUAUUUCUUUAUUUUUAAAUUCUUUGGAAAUUGUGAUUUGGUGUAUUGUUGUAAGACAGUUAUAGGAAGCUGUUGGCACUGCCGAACAUAUACUAAAUAGGAUCCUGUAUCUCUUUGUUAAUUCACACCAAAAUAUAGCUGGCCACCAAAAUAAGCCAACCUGUGUUGUCUAUGUGUUACAGUCUAGGGACAAUCUGUCGUAUUAUCACAUGCAAAUUAAUUGAUGUCUACACUUUUUAUUAUUAAUAUAUUCUAGCAUUGUUCCUAGCCGUUUUGAAUACCAGUAGUUGAUGUUACGUAGUUUUCUAGUACGACACAUUUGGUAUAAGUUUUUUAUCAUAGCUUACAGCUCCUUGAAGGAGCCUUUCAUAUUUUCAAAACUAUCUUGUAAAUAUUUAACAUAUUAUUUGUCAUUUAAAAAAGGCAAUUGUGAGACUUUCGAAACACUAACCAUAUACAUGCAAGAUUGGGAGGAUGUGCUAUAGCAUCUGUGUUGGUACUGGCCGAACAUUACCUACAAUACUGUCAUGUAUAGGUUGGUACAGGCCGAACAUUACCUACAAUACUGUCACGUAUAGGUUGGUACAGGCCGAACAUUACCUACAAUACUGUCACGUAUAGGUUGGUACAGGCCGAACAUUACCUACAAUACUGUCAUGUAUAGGUUGGUCUGGUACAGGCCGAACAUUACCUACAAUACUGUCAUGUAUAGGUUGGUCUGGUACAGGUCGAACAUUACCUACAAUACUAUCACGUAUAGGUUGGUUUGGUACAGGCCGAAUAUUACCUACAAUACUGAUACACUAAGUAUUUUUGUUGUUUUAUUAGUAAAUGUUAAUUUCCUUCAAUUUGAAACAUUCCCUUUGAAAAUGUUUAUACAUUAGUACUUAGCCACUAGAUUGCAGUUGUAUGGUGUUAGAUACUGUGAAGGACACUUAUCAGGGUAUUUUACUGUAUUAUCAAUUUGUUUUGUAGUUUGUUUAAAAAGGGAGGCUGUCCUAGGCAAAGCUAAUGUGUCUACUUGGUGAUCAUAUUAACACUAGUCGAAAGGUUACAUUUGGGACUAUGUUAGCUCUUUACUUCACCCAACCAACAUCAUCAGCUUCGAAUUCUCAGUAGAACGGUUCGACUUACAUUGAAGACUUCUCUGACUGCACUUGUAAGAGGCAAAUAUUCGAUCUAGUUAUAAUGUUACUUAUUCCAUGGAGUAAUAAUGUUACUUAUUCCAUGGAGUAAUAAUGUUACUUAUGUCAUGAAGUGAUAAUGUUACUUAUGUCAUGGAGUAAUAAUGUUACUUAUGUCAUGGAGUAAUAAUGUUACUUAUGUCAUGGAGUAAUAAUGUAGCGUAUUCCACGUAGAUAUAAUGUAACUUAUUCCACGUAGAAAUAAUGUAACUAGUUCCAUGGAGUGAUAAUGUAACUAGUUCCAUGGAGAAAUAAUGUAACUUAUUCCAUGGAGUAAUAAUGUUACUUAUGUCAUGAAGUGAUAAUGUUACUUAUGUCAUGGAGUAAUAAUGUUACUUAUGUCAUGGAGUAAUAAUGUAGCGUAUUCCACGUAGAAAUAAUGUAACUUAUUCCACGUAGAAAUAAUGUAACUAGUUCCAUGGAGAAAUAAUGUAACUAGUUCCAUGGAGAAAUAAUGUAACUAGUUCCAUGGAGUGAUAAUGUAACUAGAAUAAGCGACUUGCGUCCACAGGUCCCAGUAACUAUGUUCCAGUGUAAAAGACUCCAGACAACAGUCAGGCUAACAGUUGUGCCAUAGUUAUUUUACAUCAUCACAGAAUCAAUCGGAGAAUGGCAAUAUUUCUAUCAAACUUUACAUGACAAUAUUUUAUUUAUUGUCUAUUUACAGAUUCUAAAAUCAAUUUUCAAACAUUUUAUCUUCCUUAAUAGCCUGAACAUUAUGAAAUAUCCUAAAUGGAAUAGCUCAUGUUAGAUAAAAAUUGAUGUAUUACAAAUAUUGUUUUGUUAUACCUGGUAUGCAGGAUAUAUGAGGUGCACAUCAUGUACACAACAUAAUGAUAUCAAAUUGUUAAGAAUCCUGCAUUGCCAUUCAUUUUAUAUAUUAUAACGAAUUUGAUUAAUAUGGUUAUUAAAAUUAAACUUUGAGAGUUCUGAAAUAUAAUGAUGAAAUUGAAACCAAGUGGAAAUUACCUUAUAUGUAUGAAAUGUGAUUUAAUCAAUAUUAUACUAUUUUGUAGUGCUGCUGCUAAAUUGAAAUCUGCAGGUCAGUCAGUCUUCUAUAUUAAAAGCAGUUUAGUAUCCAGUAAGUUUCUACUGGUUAUAUAUGUUGAUCAAUACACUAGAUACCCUUUCUCUUUCAAACCCAUUACAAACACUUAUGCCACCCAUUGUUUUCAUAUAUUAGGUGUCGUACACAUUUCUUCAUUGAAUUUUUUUCAACCGUGUAUGUAUGUGAUGUAGUGCUUAAACAAUUUAAAUGUAUCCCUUUUGAAUAAAACACAUCUCAAUUCUAUAAAA
This is a messenger RNA of Mizuhopecten yessoensis (Yesso scallop), 9428 nucleotides long. Its product is annotated as calcium/calmodulin-dependent protein kinase type II delta chain-like. The transcript is spliced from 21 exons. The record is from RefSeq and is a predicted model, not a curated record. Bases 148 to 2250 code for a protein of 700 amino acids. Gene Ontology annotation, cellular component: cytoplasm; neuron projection. Gene Ontology annotation, molecular function: ATP binding; calcium/calmodulin-dependent protein kinase activity; calmodulin binding. Gene Ontology annotation, biological process: protein phosphorylation. Lineage: Eukaryota; Metazoa; Mollusca; Bivalvia; Pectinida; Pectinidae.